Rotaria sp. Silwood2 is the source of this 471-nucleotide messenger RNA. The record is from the annotation of a GenBank genome assembly. NCBI's taxonomy places the organism in Eukaryota, Metazoa, Rotifera, Eurotatoria, Philodinida, Philodinidae.
AUGUUUUCUACGGGUCCAAUGUUUUUGACACACGAAGCUUCAUCUUAUUCAAAUCGUUCUUCUUUAGAUAUCCUUUCUCCUGAACUCUAUGGAAAAUAUGUAUAUAAUUCAUCGUAUGCUCUAUUUCGACAUUUAAAAGCUUCAUCUUGGCAUGGUAAUGAUGCAUCAAUGAUAAAAUAUAUUUAUCGUUGGCGAUAUAUAUUCAUUUUUGCAUUGAUUAUUAUCUUAAUUACGAUUUUUGCUGUAAUCUAUAUCAUCCAACAAUAUCAGACAAUUAUUAAAAUGAUUUAUCAAACUUAUUUAACCAUGUUAUUAAAUUUAAAUCAUUCAAAAAUAAAAGAACAAGCUUUAACACAUAGGAAAUAUUUUCGUAUAUUGUUAUUAAAUUUUGUUUUGUUUUAUUUUUCUAUACUUGCUUUAUAUAAAAUGAUAUAUCCAUCAUUUGUUGAUCAUGGUAAUAUUUCCUCAUGA